GGCCGGGGAAAGAUCAUGGCUGGUCGGACUUUAGCUCUGCGCUAUGGCCCGCCCUGGCCCCCCAUCUCCCGGACCGAGGUGCCAGGAUCCUGGCCCAGCUGGCAUCUCACCAGCAGUGGUAUCGCCCACCACAUUAUCCCACCCGUGCCUUUCCCCCCGCCCACUCUCCAGUCCGCGGUGGCUGCGCCCCUGCCUCCAGCCGCAAAGCAGGGUUUACGCAUCUGGGCUUUCGACGAGGUCAUCAACAGAUGGGAGACGACCUAUGGCUCGGCUCACGUGCUAAAGACCCACGGCGGGCCCUACGCACAGCCCAGGGCCCCAGAGCCUAGGGAUCCCAUGCGGAUUAUGGGGAUCAAGGAGUUAGGGGAAAAGCUUGGACAUCGCAGCCUCCCUCCGACCACAAAGCACCAAAACAGUGAAAUGAGGGCGCAGUACACCGGCUGGCCCAGUCUGGACCAGCGCGCCGCCUUCCACGUCGGGUCGCAGCCGCUGCAGCUCGCCGGCCACCACUGCGGGAGCCCUUACCAGGCUCUAAUUCCCUGGAAGAAGAACCGGGAGCUGGCAGGCCCACCUUUCACUGUGUCCGAGCAGGGCAUCCUUGACCGCCAUCAGCUCUAUCUGACCACCUCGGCCCGGGAUUUCCGAGCCUACCAGAAGAAGGAGUUGUUGGGGUACCCCCGCAAGGACACUUUGACCUACUGGAGCUUCAACGAGACUCCCAAAGCCUGGGGCCACGGCCCCCAGCUGCCGCCCCUUCCCGGCUCCUCUCGCCUGGGGCAGCGGCGGCGGAUGCGUGUGCCCCGUGCCCUCCCAGUGACGCCUGCUGUGCCGCACCAAGGGGCGCUGUCUCUGGUCCAGGAGUCAUACAGCCCUCCGCUGCACCCGCUCCGCCGGCUUAACCAAGUCUGCCCGCUGGAGCUGCCCUGGGGCGGCCUCCACUGGAUGCCCGUGCCGGCCAUCUACCGUGUGCCGCAAGCCUACCGCACGGAGAACUCCAGCUACGGCAGCUUGAAGCCCGCGCUCGUCUGA
Messenger RNA from Molossus molossus (Pallas's mastiff bat), 1029 nucleotides. RefSeq lists its product as uncharacterized. The coding region runs from base 16 to 1029 and encodes 337 amino acids. Lineage: Eukaryota; Metazoa; Chordata; Mammalia; Chiroptera; Molossidae. The transcript has 5 exons. The record is from RefSeq and is a predicted model, not a curated record.